AUGAACGAAAAAGCGACUCGUCGAAUGCCUUCAUCGGUUAACGAUACGAAUCAACCUCCUUUGGCUUCUACAGUUGAUGAAAAAAAACCAAAAGUAACUGUCAUUGUAGAAGAAAAUGGAUCAAAUGAAUUACAAGAAGAAAUUACUGCAUCAGAUGUUGUUGAUCCGGAAGAAAACCUUCUUACUGAAGAACAAAUCAAGGAAUUUUUUAAAGCAACGGAAGAAGGUUCUAUUGAACGAUUAGAUGAAUUAUUUGACAAAACACCAUAUUUUAAUCCAAAUAUGACACAUUAUACUGAAUCUCUUCUCAUGACAGCUAUUCGUGCUAAACAACAUAAAGUAGCUGAAUAUUUAAUUGAUCAAUUAGCAAUAAAUGUUGAUCAAACUAGUGAACUUCUUGAAUUUAAUACAAGUUCGAAAGUUCCUAUUCAAGAACGUAAUCUAUCAUCACGAGAUUUAGCAUAUGACGAAGGUAUGAUGGAUCUUGUUGAUUUAAUUGAUAUAGUUGGUACGAAUAUAAAACCAUGUACAAAACGAUUUUUACAACGACGUGUAAAACCACGUAUUGAUGAGCUUCGUCAAGCUUAUUUAAAACGUAAAGAAGAACGUGCUGCUCUUUUACUACUUCGACAGGAAGAAAAAGAAGCUGAAGAAGCAUCGGCUGUUAACGUGGCUGAUGAUACUGAGUUACCUGCAUCUACGCCACCUCCACCAUCAACACCGCCUCCACCGCCACCACCAGCUGUUGAUCGUUUAUGUAAAUCACAUAUUCAAGAAACACUUGAAAGUAUUCAAUCACCAAAUGAUAAAUCAAUUGAUGAAACAGGAAAAAAAUAUUUUCGUUUUUCUGGUUAUACUGUUCGUUAUCGUAUUAUUGAUACAGUAGAUACAAACAAACAAAUAAAAGAACAGGCUCCACGUAAAAAAGAUCGCCUUUCAUUUCCAUUAAUUCCUGUAACUAAUUCACGUUUAUUACCAUCAUCACUUUCAAGAUCAAAAACAAUAUUAACAACAACAAGUAAUCUAAGUUCAUAUUCGCUUAAUGACAUGCGUACACAAAUACCAAUACGAGAAACACGAACAUCAAUAUGUCGUUCAGAUUUACAUAGAACUAUAUCACGUGCACCUUCAAGAGUAGGUUUAGGAUAUAUUUCAGAAAUGAAACCAACAACAAGAACGACUAUCAGUACUACACCGCGAAUAUUAUCGAAACCAAAUUCUCCAAUCAAUACAAAUUAUUCGUAUGUUUCUCCACUACAAUCUACUGAGAAUAGUGAACCACGUCGUCUUAUACCUAUCACAUCAAAAUAA
Molecule: messenger RNA, 1311 nt
Organism: Adineta steineri
Lineage: Eukaryota; Metazoa; Rotifera; Eurotatoria; Adinetida; Adinetidae
Source: the annotation of a GenBank genome assembly